GGCGCUGGCGCCGAGUUUCACUGCUUGGCCUGGAAUGGCCUCUCUUGGCUCGAGUGUGUUGUGGGCAUCUCGGGCGAUCUUCUUCUCUUGAGUGGAAGGAAGGCCAUGGGCGAGGAAGCAUUCCUAUUGGGAGAUGCGAUUAUCUACGACACUGACGUGAACGUGGCCAUUGUCUUCAAGGCUGGGGAGCCACUUCGCCUUCGUUUCCAAGACGAAUCUGGGGGAAAAGACUUUGCCGAUGGAGUUCGCAAAGCAACGAUGUUUAGGGAGGGUAUGUUUCAGUUGGCCGAGCUGGCAGUUGACAUGAAGCGAAAGUUGAAUUCUCGCAGCCAGAGUCGCACUUCGGUGGCAUUCUCGCGUUCUAACAGCCUGGCAAGGAUGGCAGCCAACGCCGUUUGCGUCGAUUCCGAGAAGUCUAAGGCUUGGGAUGAGGAAAUGCCGCAGAGGUGCGCACCGUCGUCGCUUCGCGUUCGUAACCAGCUAGCGGUCCCAACGAGCGUCCCCAUGUAUGCUCUGACCCCGACGCAUUCAUCAGGAGACCUGCUGGCUGGAAAAGAUGGGAACCUUUCGCGUCAGGUGAGCUCCAGCACCCGUGACGAGACUCCUCCAAAAGCCAAGCCGGUCGUUCCGCGCUUGCAGCUCAAUCAGGUGAUGCGUGCCCAGAGCUGCCCCAUCACUCCGAAGAAAGAAGAUCUGAAGGAGCCGCCCCAGCGACUUGCUCGCCGCAACUCCUCUCCACAGGCGGCGGAGCAGCACUUCUCGCCCCGCGAUCCUGAAAGCUUUGCCUCGAAGGUCCUUAUUGGACUCGGCCUCACACCAGCCAAGGCCUCAGUGCAGGCGACUACCCGUGUGCAGGCGAUCAUGUCCAGGUUCGAGUCCAAGAAGAAGGAGCAAGGAGGCUCCGACUCUGCUUCCUCCUCUUCGUCGCCCACCGACGCGGCGACCGCUUGA
Molecule: messenger RNA, 951 nt
Organism: Symbiodinium pilosum
Lineage: Eukaryota; Dinophyceae; Suessiales; Symbiodiniaceae
Source: the annotation of a GenBank genome assembly